CCGGUCGUCCUAGCAAGCCGCUACUUCUGUCAGUUUCCAGACUUGUGCAGACGAGAAGGCCACCAUGGUGUUGAACCCAGUCAUCUCCAAGCUUGCUGGUAAACUGGUUGUGCUGGCCAGUGCUUCUCCCAGACGACUGGAGAUACUCCGCAAUGUGGGUUUGCGCUUUGAAGUAGUGCCAUCCUGGUUUAAAGAAACCCUCGAUAAGAGCCUUUUCAAAGCACCUCAUGAGUAUGCCGUUGAGACAGCCAAGCAGAAGGCCCUGGAGGUGGCCAGGAGGAUGCCCAUUAAACACCUGAAAACUCCAGACAUAGUAAUUGGAGCAGACACAAUUGUGACUGUGGACGGAAUGAUUUUAGAGAAGCCAGUGGACAAACAUGAUGCUUACAGGAUGUUGUCGAGCUUGAGUGGUAAAGAGCACAGUGUCUAUACUGGUGUAGCUAUUGUCGUCUGCCACGAGAAAGAAAACGAAGAAGUGGAUUAUCAGUUGAUACAGUUCUACGAAGAAACAAAGGUGAAAUUUGCUGAUCUCUCAGAAGAUAUGCUGUGGGAGUACAUCAAUAGUGGUGAACCCAUGGACAAGGCUGGCGGCUAUGGUAUUCAGGCUCUGGGUGGUAUGCUGGUGGAGUACGUCCACGGAGACUUCCUCAAUGUUGUGGGUUUCCCACUCAACCACUUCUGCAAGCAGCUAAGCCUAAUUUACAACCACUGUACUUCCUCCUCGGACCAGAAAAGUGAGUCUGUCCAUCUGAGUCUCAAUGGCACUCAUCCCACCUCAGUACUCUCUCAGCCCACUCCCAACGUCCCAACUCAGUCCAGCCAUGGUUCCUCAUCCAUUCCCAAACCCAGCAGCGCCUCUAGCAGUCAAACACACCACACCCACUGCAGCCCAUCAGCCAGCCCGGCCCAUAAGGUGAAAAGGAAAGGCAGUGACAGCGAAGUGAGUCAGAGUUCCUGGACGUUGGUCAACAGCUUGUCUAAACAUACAGAUGGCAGAGAGGCCAAGCUCCGUGACUCUGAGAAUACAACAUUACCACUGAUAUCAAGCAGUGGGCAGCUGAUUGAGCACGAUGUGACAGAACACGAAGACAGUGAACCUAGAAAAGAAGACUUGGAGCGAAUUGGUGAACUGAUAGAUGGAUUCAAGGCCUCAAAGGCACUUUUUACGGCAGCCAGGUUGCGUGUGUUCGACCUGCUACACAGAAUGCCUGGUCUGGAUGCAGCACAGGUGGCCCAGGAGGUCAAAGCCUCUGUGAAGGGGACCGAGUGUCUGCUGGAAGCCUGUGUGUCUCUGGGACUGUUGACGAGCAAAGAGAGAACGUACGAAAACACAGAUUUGGCCACUAGUCUUUUGCGGUCAGACGCUUGUUUUUCCCUCCAUGGAUACAUCCAGCACUGUGACGACACACUGUGGCCCCUUUUCUCCCACCUCGAGAGUGCUGUGGAGGAGGGACACAGCCAGCGUGAGAAGGUCGUCAGCAACAAGCCCAAAGAUAUGCUUAAGGAUGCUUUCCACAACAGUCAAGAGGCCAAACUGAGAUUCAUGAAUGCCAUGCACUGCGUUGCUAAAGUUGCAGGGAAAAGUGUAGCAACAGCUUUUGACCUCUCCAGAUAUAAAACAGCCUGUGACCUCGGAGGAUGUACCGGCGCCAUGGCCUGUGAGUUUACCAAAGCCCAUCCUGGAAUGUCUGUGAUGGUGUUCGACUUGCCUGCUGUUGUUGAGCUGAGUGAACAUUUCCAUCCGCUGCACUCAAACAACAGGGUUUCCUUCGUAGCAGGUGAUUUUUUCCAGGAUGAGCUGCCCAAAGCGGACUUGUACAUCCUGGCCAGAAUUCUUCAUGACUUGACUGAUGAGAAACUGCAUAUUCUGUUGAGUAAAAUCGCAGAUGUGUGCAAACCAGGCUGUGGACUCCUGCUAAGCGAGAUCUUUCUGGAUGAAGACAGAAGCGGCCCGAGUCGUGGGCUGCUGCAGGCCCUCAGCAUGAGCGAGGGGAAACAGAGGAGCGCGACAGAAUACAGUGUGCUUCUCAAGAGCCACGGUUUCAUCACAGCACAGAUCAGACAUACAGACAACCUCCUGGAUGCCAUGUUCUGCAUCAAAGCGUGACUGACGGCACCUUUGCAGCACUACAUGGAAGACCUUGUGAUAUACAGUCUGCUGUAUAUUAUAGAUAACAACUGCCAAAAUCAAGGACUGAGGUCAGGAAUGUUAUUAUGUGUAAUUCUGUUAAAAAUAAGAUACCUGUGAAGUAAUGAACUAUGUGUUGAUAUCGGAAUUUACUUUUUUAAAUUAAAAAGGAAAUUUUAUGUCAAAUGAACUCGUGUUCAGGGGCAGACACUCUAGUCUUCUUUGCAGUCUCUGAAUUAGACACCAGAGUGUAAGUAUGCAGACUUGCAGAGGAAGCAUGGGGGUCUUAUCUACAGAAUCACUUAGGUGUGUUUCAAGUUCAUCAAGAACUUCUGUAAACCUUUCACAUCCAUUAAAAUGCAGCAUCUGAAUAAUCAUAA
Messenger RNA from Amphiprion ocellaris (clown anemonefish), 2508 nucleotides. RefSeq names its product acetylserotonin O-methyltransferase-like (gene asmtl). NCBI's taxonomy places the organism in Eukaryota, Metazoa, Chordata, Actinopteri, Pomacentridae. The transcript has 15 exons. The coding region runs from base 65 to 2107 and encodes 680 amino acids. Gene Ontology annotation, molecular function: nucleoside triphosphate diphosphatase activity; O-methyltransferase activity. The record is from RefSeq and is a predicted model, not a curated record.